This is a messenger RNA of Odobenus rosmarus divergens (Pacific walrus), 4783 nucleotides long. It is a transcript of the gene ZBTB11, whose product is annotated as zinc finger and BTB domain containing 11. NCBI's taxonomy places the organism in Eukaryota, Metazoa, Chordata, Mammalia, Carnivora, Odobenidae. Gene Ontology annotation, molecular function: protein binding. The transcript is spliced from 11 exons. Gene Ontology annotation, biological process: negative regulation of transcription by RNA polymerase II; regulation of cytokine production; regulation of immune system process. The record is from RefSeq and is a predicted model, not a curated record. The coding region runs from base 485 to 3646 and encodes 1053 amino acids.
UAACAGCCCACCAAGUCCUACACGUGCUCAGAGCUUGGGAAAAGGGAAAAAUAAAAAGGGAAACUGCCAGGACUUAAGAUGUCUGCUCGAAGCGACUUCGGUCUCCCAGGAAGGGCCUACCCGCUUCCAAUAUGUCCGUCCGCAGUCCUGACGUCACUCGGUCAGCUUCAUCAAGCCAGAAAGCCGGUGCGCUCCAAUCAGGACUCAGUCCCCUCACCCACUACCCUUGAUCACGUCACUUCCGGUGGUGCAGCAGCCAUUUUGUCAGUCGCCAGUGGAUCCCGCGCGCUGGAGAAGUGCAGUUCCCCCUGGUUACCAAUUCGUCCGUUCUCCCUUCGCGCUGCGGGCGCCGUCGAAGAGCACUCACCUCUGAUACACUGGUUCCUCCCUACAGUCCCUCCGCCGUUGUUGCAUCCGCCCGGAGCCAGUGCGUUGUCUUCCUCCCCCACCACUGACAGGCGCCCUCAGGGAGCCGCCGUCAGCGAUGUCAAGCGAGGAAAGCUACCGGGCCAUUCUUCGAUACCUGACAAACGAGCGUGAGCCGUAUGCGCCGGGCACCGAGGGCAAUGUCAAGCGUAAAAUCCGCAAGGCGGCCGCCUGCUAUGUGGUGCGCGGUGGGACUUUGUACUACCAGCGGCGGCAGCGGCACCGCAAGACCUUCGCGGAACUGGAGGUGGUGCUGCAGCCGGAGCGGCGCCGGGGGCUCAUCGAGGCGGCGCACCUGGGCCCGGGCGGCACUCACCACACCCGGCAUCAGACCUGGCACGACUUGUCCAAGACUUACUGGUGGCGAGGUAUAUUAAAGCAAGUGAAAGAUUACAUUAAACAGUGUAGCAAAUGCCAGGAGAAACUGGAUCGCUCCCGUCCAAUAUCAGAUACUUCAGAAAUGCUGGAAGAAUUGGGAUUAGACCUUGAAUCUGGUGAAGAAAGUAAUGAAUCAGAAGAUGAUCUGAGCAAUUUUACUUCACCUCCAGCUACAGCCUCCAAGCCUGCAAAAAAGAAACCAGUAUCCAAACAUGAACUUGUAUUCGUUGACACCAAAGGAGUGGUGAAACGUUCUUCUCCAAAACAUUGUCAGGCUGUCUUAAAACAGCUCAACGAACAGAGACUAUCCAACCAGUUCUGUGAUGUUACUUUGUUAAUUGAGGGAGAAGAGUACAAAGCUCAUAAAUCUGUUUUAUCAGCUAAUAGUGAAUAUUUUCGAGAUCUUUUUAUUGAGAAAGGAGCUGUUUCCAGUCAUGAGGCGGUGGUGGAUCUUUCUGGUUUUUGUAAGGCAAGCUUCCUUCCUUUAUUGGAAUUUGCCUAUACUUCUGUGCUAAGUUUUGACUUCUGUAGCAUGGCUGAUGUAGCCAUCUUGGCUCGCCAUCUUUUCAUGUCGGAAGUUUUAGAAAUCUGUGAAAGUGUACAUAAACUAAUGGAAGAAAAGCAGUUAACAGUGUAUAAGAAGGGUGAGGUCCAAACAGUUGCAUCUACCCAGGACUUACCAGAACAGAAUGGAGGUACCGCACCUCCUGUGGCUAGCAGCGAGGGAACCACAACAUUAUCUACUGAACUUGGGGAUUGUGAAAUUGUACUGUUGGUGAAUGGAGAAUUGCCCGAAGCUGAGCAGAAUGGAGAGCAAGGACAACACCCUGAACCCCAGGUUUCUUCAGAGGCUCAAGCCACUCUGUCACCUGCAGGCAGUGUAACUGGUUCCCAUCCUGAAAUGGAGUCUGUGGAUUUAAUAACAAAAAAUGAUGAGACAGAACUAGAAACUUUAAACAGCAGAGAAGAUAGCACGGUUUCUAAUAUUCAUCCCAAACUUUCAAAAGAGAAUGUAAUCAGUAGCUCUCCAGAAAACAGUGGUAUGGGAAAUGACACAUCAACUGAAGAUAUCUGUGCUGAAGACAUUCCAGAGCAAAUGCAGAACCUUGGCCAGUCUUUAAAAGAUCAGGAAAAUCUAGUUGCACUGACAGCAAAGACAGACCUUGGCCCUGAUGAUGAAACUUACAGAAGCAGGCUUCGGCAGCGUUCUGUUAAUGAAGGGGGGUAUAUCCGACUGCACAAAGGAAUGGAGAAAAAGCUGCAAAAACGGAAGGCCAUUCCCAAGUCAGCAGUUCAGCAGGUAGCCCAGAAAUUAGUUCAAAGAGGGAAAAAGAUGAAACAGCCAAAAAGGGAUACUAAAGAGAAUACUGAAGAAGCAGCAUCCCAUAAAUGUGGGGAAUGUGGAAUGGUUUUUCAGAGACGAUAUGCCCUUAUAAUGCACACACUGAAACAUGAAAGAGCUAGAGAUUACAAAUGUCCGUUGUGUAAAAAACAGUUUCAGUACAGUGCCUCCUUGCGCGCACAUCUUAUCCGACACACCAGGAAAGACGCACCCACUUCAUCCUCUUCCAGUUCUGCGGCCAAUGAGACGUCGGGAACAUCGUCUGAGAAGGGGAGAACCAAACGAGAAUUUAUAUGUUCCAUAUGUGGAAGGACAUUACCUAAAUUAUACUCUCUCCGAAUACACAUGUUAAAGCAUACAGGUGUAAAGCCACAUGCGUGCCAGGUCUGUGGAAAGACUUUCAUCUAUAAGCAUGGCCUAAAAUUACACCAGAGUCUCCAUCAAUCACAAAAGCAGUUCCAGUGUGAACUAUGUGUUAAGUCAUUUGUUACCAAACGGAGUCUUCAAGAACAUAUGAGUAUUCACACAGGUGAGUCCAAGUACCUUUGCUCAGUUUGUGGAAAGUCUUUUCACAGGGGCUCUGGACUAAGCAAGCAUCUAAAGAAACACCAGCCAAAGCCUGAAGUUCGAGGCUAUCACUGUACUCAAUGUGAAAAAAGUUUCUUUGAAGCUAGAGAUCUUCGUCAGCACAUGAACAAACAUCUUGGUGUGAAGCCAUUCCAGUGCCAGUUUUGUGAUAAGUGCUAUAGUUGGAAGAAAGAUUGGUAUUCCCAUGUGAAAUCUCAUUCUGUCACUGAGCCUUACAGGUGUAAUAUAUGUGGCAAAGAAUUUUAUGAGAAAGCAUUGUUCAGAAGGCAUGUAAAGAAAGCUACCCAUGGAAAAAAAGGAAGAGCAAAGCAGAACCUAGAACGGGUGUGUGAACAAUGUGGAAGAAAAUUCACUCAGUUAAGAGAGUAUAGGAGACACAUGAACAACCAUGAAGGAGUUAAGCCAUUUGAAUGCUUAACCUGUGGAGUAGCUUGGGCUGAUGCCCGAUCUCUAAAACGCCAUGUCAGAACACAUACUGGCGAGCGGCCCUAUGUCUGCCCUGUAUGUAGCGAAGCCUACAUAGAUGCUCGAACACUGCGUAAACAUAUGACUAAAUUCCACAGAGAUUAUGUGCCUUGCAAAAUUAUGCUGGAAAAAGAUACCCUUCAGUUUCAUAACCAAGGAACUCAAGUGGAGCAUGCUGUUAGUAUCUUAACAGCAGACAUGCAGGAACAAGAAAGCAGUGGUCCUCAAGAACUGGAGACGGUGGUGGUGACGGGAGAGACCAUGGAAGCGCUUGAAGCUGUUGCGGCUACGGAAGAGUGUCCAUCAGUAUCUACGCUCUCUGACCAAAGCAUUAUGCAAGUGGUUAAUUACGUGUUGGCACAACAGCAAGGACAGAAGCUCUCGGAAGUGGCAGAAGCUAUUCAAACUGUAGAAGUAGAGGUGGCACACAUUUCAGAAGCAGAGUGACUAUAGCAGUGGGGAUCAAAGAAGUGACAUCCCAUGUAUACUGAACUCACAGAACAUCUGUUUACAGGACGACGUGACUAUCUGCCUAGUGUUUAUAGGUCAAGGCUCUGGGCUGUUCGGUGAUGUUUGAACAUUUCCGAAUGGUUUUCUGGCUAAUGGGUUCUAUUGAAAAGUCCGUAUAUGGCAAAGAAAUUGAAAACAAAUCUACUUGAUGGCAUUGGUUUAUCAUGGUGUACUUUUUAUGAAUUAAUGUUUAUAAAGGACUGGACUAAAUUAAAAACUGUAUAGUUUCACUUGCAUUUUGACAUUAUUAUAUACUUUGAGUUUAAAAGGCUGCACUAGUCAGAUCUUCUCUUUUAUUCUAAAAAUAGGUUCUGUGAUUUCAUUUGCCCUGUUUAUAGGUUUAAAAAAAUUCUAAUAUAAAGCAUUUUAGUAGGAUGUAUACGUGUAUUACAUUUUUAAAAUGCUUCAAAUCUGUGAUUCUUGACUUACUAUUUAUUUUAACCCCUUAUAAGUCAGGGAUUUAUUCUAUUUUAAAGCACUUAAUGAGUUACAUGUUGUAAUCAAGUUUGCACAGUAUACUUAUCUAUAUGGGGAACCCUUAAAUAAAUAGCUGAUUUUUUAAAUGCCAUUAAAAUGCAUGAAAUGCCUAUUAAAGCCUUACUAUAUACUAUCUCUUCAAGGCAAGUAAAUUGACCAUGAGCAAAGAACACUGUUGUUAAACACUGUUGAUGGGAAAUUUCUCCUUGAUAACAUGAGACAAUGAAUGAAAAAAAAUCUCAUUCUUUUGCUGAAGAAUGAACAAAUUAAAACUAGAUUUGGUAUGUUUGCAGCUUUUGUAUCAUGUUUAAUUGUUCAAUUUUGUUGAAAAACUGCAAUUUAGAAAUAGGAUAGCAAUAUAGACCUCUACAGCGGUCCUGUGGAUACCAUGUAAUUGUCAAGUAACUUCAGAAUAUUGGAAAGUCUUCAAUUCAGCCCUCAGUAUACUAUUUAAAGAAGUUAAUUGAUUAUGGUCCACCAAAUUGUUGAAAGUAAAUUAUUUUUAAAAGUUACCUGAGAAUUAUAUUAAUUUGUGUGUUUGAUUUUUAAAUUCCCACUUCUAGAAGCUAUCCAGUUUUCUGAUCUUCAAAAUAACUG